AUGAGAGAUAUACUAGUGUUUACCAUCUUGGAGACAAUUAAAAAUGGAGGCCUUUUUACAUUAAGACUCACUUCUCAGGUGCAACACCAGAGUGAGAUUUUAUAUACAGCUGCUUUUGAGGACCAUGGUGAUGCUAAUAACUUUUGUUGUCUACUCGAAUCAUUUUUUGAGGAUCUAGGCGAUUUUAGUGCUGAUAUUGUUCCUCUGUCCGUGAAAGAACUUUAUGAUGAAGUUAAAUCAGGUAUGAAGAACAUUGUUGUUGUGAAGAAGAGGCAGCUUAAGCUUCAUGCCGGACAGCCGUUAGCUGACGUUGAGAAAGCUUUAUUAUCGCUGAUUGAACAAUGUAGCACAACCAUUUGCUGAUUUCUUCUAUGAGACCUGCAAAGACAGUUGCUGUUAGAGCAAACACCAUCAUUAGCUAUGACGUAGGGGCAUGUGAGCUUCUGAGCCUGAUGUUAGCUCCGCACGGGGGCGUGUCCGGGGCUGAUGCACUUACCAUCAUGACAUUUUGAAGCCCUCUCUCUCUAUAAAGGCAACAACGGUCAAGGAG
Pistacia vera is the source of this 550-nucleotide messenger RNA. RefSeq lists its product as uncharacterized. Lineage: Eukaryota; Viridiplantae; Streptophyta; Magnoliopsida; Sapindales; Anacardiaceae. The transcript has 2 exons. The record is from RefSeq and is a predicted model, not a curated record. The coding region runs from base 1 to 363 and encodes 120 amino acids.